AUGGAGCUGGAGAAACUGGGACUAGGCCAGACUGUAAACCUGCGGGAUAGCAAAAACCUGCUAAAGGAGAUUGGAGAAAUCUGUGGAUUUGAAGGUGCCUCAUCCUUUCCAGGUGCACAGCCUGUAACACUUAACCGCGAGGCACUGCAGGAUCUCCGGCAAAAGGACUACUUUGUUUGCGAAAAGAGCGACGGUCUUCGGGCCAUCCUGUACAUCAAGCAAAUAAAGCACAAGACAUACGCGUUCUUUACCGACAGAAAUGGCUCUGUUGUGCGGAUAAAAAAGCCAUUUCCCCUUAUAGGAUCUGCUCUUCUCGAUGGAGAAAUCAUCAAAAACUCGGCAGGAAGCUAUAUCUACAUGGUGUUUGAUAUGGCUAUUUAUCAGGGCGUCUCUAUCUGCAGCAGAUCACUCACAGAAAGACUUUCAGCUGCCAUGCGGUAUCUUCAGCAGACAGAAAGCUGGCUUUCCUCUCUGGGGGAGGCGCAAAAACAAACAGAAUCUAGCGAGCACCACAGCAUACAUAUCCAAAUAAAGCGAAUGCACAAAAGCUAUGGGCUCUGCGAGGUGUAUAGACAGAUUAUUCCCACUCUGCAGCAUGAGAAUGAUGGGCUUAUAUUCACAUGUGUUGACUAUCCGUACAAGGCAGGCACGUGCCCUGCGUAUUUUAAGUGGAAGCCGCCGCACCUCAACUCAGUUGAUUUUCGGAUACAGAAGGCAGGGACAGCAGAUGGGCUCUACCUUCUUCUUGCAAUGGCGCCUGGGCGAGAGGUGGUUUUUGAUUGGUACUGGAAGGAUCCUAUCCUGUGCGACCUUGAGGAAAACGAGCGCACAAGAAAAGGCGUUGCACAGACCAACCACUACGGCGAGAUAGAGAGCUAUGAUGAUCUAGAUGGGCAGAUAGGGGAGUUUGCGUACAAGAGCAGGGAGUACACAAUUGAUAUAAGCGACUACUCCCUAGUACAGGGGAGAUGGUCUCUUCUGCGUGUUAGACGGGACAAAAACAUGCCGAAUGGCUACAAAACAGCAGCUAGUGUUAUGGCGUCUAUUAGAGAAAACCUAAUGUAUAAAGAGCUAGAGAUGAAUGCAGAGUGUAUUAGAAAUAACUGGAAGGAGAGAGAGGCCCGCGCACAGCGUAGACAUGCCCCUGCGCUUGGAGAUGCAGAGAGAGCAAAAAAGCAGAAGAAUGCAGUGUAG
This is a messenger RNA of Nematocida ausubeli, 1194 nucleotides long. RefSeq lists its product as uncharacterized. The transcript has a single exon. The coding region runs from base 1 to 1194 and encodes 397 amino acids. Gene Ontology annotation, molecular function: mRNA guanylyltransferase activity; ATP binding. Gene Ontology annotation, biological process: 7-methylguanosine mRNA capping. Lineage: Eukaryota; Fungi; Microsporidia. The record is from RefSeq and is a predicted model, not a curated record.